AUAGACCGGUCACUUGGGGUUCCUUCGACCCCCGGAGGUUGGCAAGCAAAUUAGGUGGCAUCCCCCGCUGGGAGGGGCAUUCAAACUCUGUCCAGUUUGUCAGUGGGCUACAGAUGGUUUCCGGGAUGUCCCCCACCGCUCACAACACAUGGUAGAGUUUGGGAUGUUGGCAUCUUGAUAUCCCUGAAAAUUCCAUCAAUGUCCAUUUCAUCUGGAGCAAGCAAAUGUGUACAUACACACACAUACAUGUACGCGCUGAGGACUGGUACAGAUUCUAGCAAUCUUCGUGCUAUAUAGCAUACAGUCGUUUGCUCAGCUACAGGCUAUAUAUAUAAUAUAUAUAUAUAUAAAUAUUUGUGUGUGUUUACUGCGAGAAAACAAUUCCAUUUUGACGAUCUACAAAAAUUGGAAUUCUGGAAUUUACCAUGUCAAUUUCUGAUGACGAAGAUUUCCCUCUCGAAUGGGAUUUUAUGGACGAGAAAGUGCAUUUUAGACCUGGAAACGGGGCAGCUGUCGGACCCUACGCGGACCUUCCGAUGUUACACGAACCAGCUCCGUCAUCCGGAGUCGGAUCACCGUCUCCGGCGAUGCUUCCGUCCUUCGGAUUUACUCAGGAACAGGUAGCCUGUGUUUGUGAAGUUCUACAACAGGGAGGAAAUAUUGACAGACUGGCCAGGUUUCUGUGGUCAUUGCCAGCUUGUGAACAUCUACACAAAAAUGAAAGUGUAUUAAAAGCUAAGGCCGUAGUGGCUUUUCAUAGAGGAAACUUUAAAGAACUUUAUAAAAUUCUCGAAAUCAAUAACUUUUCACCCCACAAUCAUCCCAAACUCCAGGCGCUGUGGUUGAAAGCACAUUAUAUAGAGGCCGAGAAACUUCGAGGUAGACCUUUAGGAGCUGUAGGGAAAUACCGUGUGAGGAGGAAGUUCCCUCUCCCAAGGACUAUUUGGGACGGUGAGGAGACCAGUUAUUGCUUUAAAGAAAAAUCCAGGAAUGUACUUCGUGACUGGUAUUCCCACAAUCCCUACCCGUCCCCCCGGGAAAAGCGUGAGUUGGCAGAGGGGACGGGACUGACCACCACACAAGUCAGUAACUGGUUCAAGAACAGACGACAGAGAGACAGGGCUGCCGAAGUCAAGGAUCGAGACGGUUCCAUCUAUUUCAGCGAUCAUUCUCAGGGUGGCCACCAGCUCGGACAGGAUGUUGGUUCGCCUCAAAGUGAUACGACAAAGGAUGAUCUAAGUGAUGAUGCAUUAUCGGUACCACAACACAUACAGACGAAACUGGAACCACAGGAGACGACAAACUCUCACACACAUACCCAUCCUCAUAGUUCCGUGUAUGCCGAUCUUCAAAAAGCUAUGCCAAACGCGCAUUUACAUCCUAGCAUCGGGAACAGCGGUCCUCCGCCCGGAAGUGGGGUGUUAUCUGUCACAAAUGGUUCGAACCAAGAUGUUGGACUUCUUCAUGAAUAUCAAACACUAUGAAAGUAUUGACAACAAUUUAAACAACAAAAAGUACUAAAACGUGUGAAAAUUCAUUCAUGAUAUAUGUUUCUCUGUGAAUAUUUGUGAGACCAAAGUUUACCAAGAUAUGGUACAAGUUCUAAUGUGCCAUAAUAAUAUUAAUAAUAAUCAAACCUAUAGUAUUUGCGCAUGCUCGGAUAUGGACCGGAAGUACUGCCAGAAAUCAAAACGUCUGUUUCCGGGCAACAUGGCGGCCAUGCUGCUUGCCAAUCCCACUUGACACUACGUUUGCUUCCGAAUGGAGAUUAUACAUGGAUUUAGCAGAAUUUAAUAUACACUGGAGAGAGUGCGAUAAGGGGAGAAAGCAACUUAACAUGAUACAUUAAGUGUUGUCUGUGAAAAUGUUAUGUGCUUGGUUGGAUGUUUAAGUGACCAAGAUUGUGUGGUGGAGUUAUCCAUUCAGCUUUCUUUAUAAUUUUUUUUUUCUGCGGGGCAUGUGUAUUGUUUCAAAAUUUAUGUUGCAGAAAAUCAAAAGUAUUAGAAAUUAAUUAUUAAAUUUUAGAACAUAGAUCAAGUGCAAUUUCAUUAAUAUGUAAGUUAACGUGUGUGUAUUCCUAAAGUAACAAAAUCAAACUGAUAGUAAACUUUCGUCAACAUUUAAUUAAAAAUUAACAUUUUCUUUACAUUUAAUAAGUAUUUGUAAAUAUAUGAAAAUUGUUUUGAAUAACUAAUACAGAACAAAUGUAGAUCUACAUUGUUUUAUUUAAAAAAAAAGAGAAGAAAAAGUUUAAUGAUAUUUGUAUCCAGGUAAAAAAUGGAACAAUAUUUUGAAAUAAACAACUUUUUCUGUCAGAAUAUUUCCCCUUUAUAUAACUUGCUAUUGGUGAUUUCGUUCUCAAUGCAAUUGGUUUUAUCAAUGGGGUCGUCAUAUUUCACCAAUUGGAAGACGAAACACUUUUCAAUUUUAACGCAAACUAAUUUUCUGAUUAGAACACCUGCUACUCAAAUUAUUAUUAAUAAAUACAAUCAAAUGAUAUGUUCUUGUUAGUUUCAUUAUGAAAGCAUGUAUUAAAUUAAAUAAUUAUGAAAAAAA
Pecten maximus is the source of this 2556-nucleotide messenger RNA. RefSeq names its product homeobox protein SIX1-like. Gene Ontology annotation, molecular function: RNA polymerase II cis-regulatory region sequence-specific DNA binding; DNA-binding transcription factor activity, RNA polymerase II-specific. The transcript has 3 exons. Lineage: Eukaryota; Metazoa; Mollusca; Bivalvia; Pectinida; Pectinidae. Bases 426 to 1484 code for a protein of 352 amino acids. Gene Ontology annotation, biological process: regulation of transcription by RNA polymerase II. The record is from RefSeq and is a predicted model, not a curated record. Gene Ontology annotation, cellular component: nucleus; transcription regulator complex.